Molecule: messenger RNA, 1851 nt
Organism: Punctularia strigosozonata HHB-11173 SS5
Lineage: Eukaryota; Fungi; Basidiomycota; Agaricomycetes; Corticiales; Punctulariaceae
Exons: 2
Coding region: 208-1779 (523 amino acids)
Source: RefSeq, a predicted model, not a curated record
CGUGAAUGUACUCGACCGAACGAGGGCUGACAUUACUGUGAAGCGCCUUUGAUACGCUGUUAUUGGCCUUCGGUAGUCAGAGAGACACUGAUCAGCCCGCUCCGACUUGGCUUCCAGCCGCACACUCCAGCAACGUCUGUGCGUGCUCUAGAAGAGUACCCCCAAAAUACGCGACGUAGGUUGAAGAACCAGAAGAAACAGGACUUGAUGUACACCACUUCACGAAAGGAUGCCCACUGGCCCAACGAGGAGCAGGAGAUCAUUGACAAGGAGAUAAAGAUGGCCCUGGAACAGAUCGAAUCUUUACGCAACCGUGUGCGCUCGCUGCGCGAGCGUCGCAACUCCCUAGCCCCAGUGAACCGCCUCCCUCCUGAGGUGCUAACCUCCGUUUUCCAACUAUGUGUUCUCAACGCAACCCCCUCCCGCUGCGGUCAUGCCUUCGUCGCGGUAUCCCGACGUUGGCGCGAAGUUGCACUCGGCGCCGCCAUUCUCUGGACAUUGCUCCCGCGUUCCACGACAGAACUCACCGAAUUGUUUAUAUCACGGUCACAACACGCACCUCUCGAAAUUGACAUCGGCGAUUACACCACGGACUGGACGAACUCGGGCGCGAGCGCUCUUUCGGCUGUCAUGAACAGGGUCCAAACGCUGUCCUACAGCAUAUUUGAAGAAGACGUCAAACCUGACGUACACGCUCUAUCCCUCCCUACCCCACUCCUGAUCGACUGCUCGGUAAAAAAUUUUGUACGGUAUCCGUUGAAUCUGCCAGAGAACUUCUUGGGAUCAUUUGCCCCUCGCCUGCGUCGUCUCCGACUUUACCAAACAUCAUUCCAAUGGUCAAUGCUACACUACCCUUCACUCGUCAGUGGCCUUGUCGACCUUCAGGUCCACGUCGACGGGGAUUCUUUUCCGUUAGCAAACGAACUAACCACGGCUCUCCGCUUGAUGCCAUCCCUGCGCAGGCUGGUCAUUAUUAGCGUUCAGGAGUCAGGCGGGUUCCCAACGACGACAACGACAUCCGGAGAGGUCGCCGAGAUGAACAAUCUGGAGUUAUUCAAGCUUUACGGCCCUGCGCGCAACGUUUGCGAUAUUUUGGAUCACCUCAUCGUUCCUCCCCGCGCGACGUUGGUAUUGCGCCUGGAGGGAGAAGACGAGGAUUGGGACGUCGGUCCCCUUCUGCGAUUCCUGGAACGCCACUGCACGUAUCAGAGCGGAGGACCAGACAUUCGAGGAUUGAUGUACCGCCGGGUCACUUGGCUCCCUUGGGAUUUCGCGGCAUGCGCGAAGCCCAAUCCCAGUCACGAGAGCGUCCAGUCACUGCUCAUUUUAGGCUUGACCCAUCCCCGCUUGGACGCCUCGCACGUCCUCCAACACCUUCGCCUCGAUCGCCUCGAGACGGUCGAGGUCAAGAAGAAGACGAGAGCCUCCGACGUCGAUGCGGCUGGCAGCGUCGCGCGCUUUCUCGAGCAUUGCGGGCACGCGACCGAUCUGGAGAUUGGUGAGCUCGGCUUCUGCACGCAGGUCGUACCGCUGCUCGCGCCGUCGGCCGGUUCCGUUCUGGUUCCGCGGCUGCAGCGGUUAAUGCUGGACCUUGACAGUCACGAUCGGCCAGUCGAGCUCGUCGCAGCGCUUCGAGAGGUGUUGACCAAACGAUACGAGAGGCUCGGUGUGAUGCCAGAGCUCAUCUUCGUCAAUUUCUCCGGAUUCAAGGAUGCUAUCCCUCCCGCUGUUCUGGAGGAGCUCGGUCAAAUCACCACGAUCCGCGUGGUAGGUAGGUAGAUUAACGGCACCUCCCUGUACCCAUGCGGUAGCAAGCCUGAUCAGUACAUCAGAAUUGAAUCUAUCUAAGUC